This is a messenger RNA of Toxotes jaculatrix (banded archerfish), 1149 nucleotides long. It is a transcript of the gene npy8ar, whose product is annotated as neuropeptide Y receptor Y8a. The record is from RefSeq and is a predicted model, not a curated record. Gene Ontology annotation, cellular component: neuron projection; plasma membrane. Gene Ontology annotation, biological process: G protein-coupled receptor signaling pathway. The transcript has 4 exons. NCBI's taxonomy places the organism in Eukaryota, Metazoa, Chordata, Actinopteri, Toxotidae. Gene Ontology annotation, molecular function: neuropeptide Y receptor activity; neuropeptide binding. Bases 1 to 1149 code for a protein of 382 amino acids.
AUGUCCAACCACAGCAGUCUCCUUGGUGCGUGGGAGGCCUCUGAUUGGGCAGACACCCCUCAGUGCCCGCCCUCAGUAGGCGGAGCAACUUUCUUGAUUGUGGCGUACAGCGCUGUCAUAGCAAUCGGGUUGCUAGGUAACGCAGGCCUGGUGUUCAUCAUCGCCCGGCAACAGGAGUUACGCAACGUCACCAACAUCCUGAUCGCCAACCUGUCCUGCUCUGACAUCCUGAUGUGUGUGGUGUGUCUGCCUGUGACUGUCAUAUACACACUGAUGGACCGCUGGGUGCUGGGAGAGGCCCUGUGUAAGGUGACCCCCUUUGUUCAGUGCAUGUCAGUGACAGUUUCUAUCUUCUCCCUGGUGCUGAUUGCUCUGGAGCGUCACCAGCUGAUCCUCCAUCCCACCGGAUGGUCCCCCGCUGCCGGCCACUCGUACCUGGCCGUGGGGCUGACAUGGCUGGUCGCCUGCUUCAUCUCUCUGCCCUUCCUCUCCUUCAACAUCCUCACUAACGACCCCUUUCAGAACAUCAGCCUGCCUGCCAACCCCUUCAGGGACCAUUUGAUCUGUAUGGAGCUGUGGCCGUCCGAUAAGCAUCGUCUUGCCUACACGACCUCGCUGCUGCUCUUCCAGUACUGCCUGCCUCUUCUGCUGGUUCUCCUCUGCUACCUCAGGAUCUUCCUGCGCCUGAGACGUCGCAGGGACAUGUUGGAGCGCAGCAGGAGGACUCAGGGAGCCCAGAGGAUUAACAUCAUGCUGUUAGCCAUCGUCAUAGCCUUCGCUCUGUGCUGGCUGCCGCUGAAUGUCUUCAACACGCUGUUUGACUGGCACCACCAGGCUCUACCCGACUGCCAGCACGACGCCGUCUUCUCCGCCUGCCACCUGACAGCGAUGGCCUCCACCUGCAUUAACCCCGUGGUGUACGGCUUCCUCAACAGCAACUUCCAGAGGGAGCUGAAGUCGACGCUGCAGCGCUGCCAGUGCGGCAGCCGGGCAGCAGAAAGCUACGAGAGCUUCCCUCUCUCCACCGUGGGCAGCGAGGGCAUGACGAAGGCCACCUCCCUCAACAGGAUGGGAUCAGUGUGCGUUCCCUCGCCCAGACCUGAGAUCAGCUCAGCAAUUCCAGCAAAACCAAUCCCAGCUAACACCUAA